GUUCGAGCUUGUUUCUCUGGAUCGAUACAAAAAUGGCGACAGUGCCUUUGUUCAGUCAAUUUCCCUGCAAAACCCUAAUUCCAAGCUCAUCGAGUUCUAAAUCCCAGUCGAAAUCUCCAAUUCUAGUGCCCAUAAAUUCAAUCAAUCGGCGAUCGGAGGUCGGAAUCGCUGUUCAUCGGCCGGAUUUCAAGGUCCGAGCCACCGACGUCGAUGACGAGUGGGGUACUGAUGCGGCGGAGAGAGGAUCGAACGUAUCGGUGGCGGAGAAAUCAGCAGAAGAAGCCAUCGAAUCAGUGGAGGAGACGGAGCGGCUAAAGAGACUGCUUGUGGAUUCUCUGUACGGAACCGAUCGAGGUUUGAGCGCAUCGAGCGAGACGAGAGCUGAGAUCAGCGAAUUCAUCACGCAGCUCGAGUCUAAGAACCCUAAUCCAGCCCCGAACGAAGCUCUGUUUCUCCUCAACGGCAAAUGGAUCCUCGCGUACACAUCGUUCGUGGGUCUGUUCCCAUUGCUCUCACGCAGAAUCUCACCGUUGGUUAAAGUGGAUGAGAUCUCACAAACCAUUGAUUCCGACAGCUUCACCGUACAAAACUCUGUCCGGUUCGCAGGUCCACUUGCCACAACAUCCAUUAGCACCAACGCCAAGUUCGAAAUCCGAAGUCCUAAACGCGUCCAGAUCAAGUUCGAGCAAGGCGUUAUCGGGACUCCUCAGCUAACUGAUUCAAUUGAAAUCCCAGAAUUCGUCGAGGUUCUUGGCCAGAAAAUCGACCUUAACCCCAUCAGAGGGUUACUUACAUCGGUCCAAGACACUGCUUCUUCAGUGGCUAGAACCAUUUCAAGCCAGCCACCUCUGAAAUUCUCUUUGCCUGGAGACAACGCUCAGUCGUGGCUACUUACGACAUAUCUCGACAAAGACCUUCGGAUCUCGAGAGGUGAUGGCGGAAGCGUCUUCGUGCUCGUCAAAGAAGGAAGCUCUCUCUUAAGCCCUUGAAUCAUCAUUUACUCACAUCACAUCCAUAUAGUAACAUAUAUAGAAUCAUAAGUCUCUGUUUAUAAUAGUGUUGUAACUUUUAUAUAGCUUCUUUACCUGUUGGAGAGGUCUGAUGGAUGUUACCCUCGGAACAUAUAUAUACACAAUACGUAAUUACACCAGCCGGUCAACGGUUUAUAUACCAACACAUGAGCACUGAUUCAGAUUU
Molecule: messenger RNA, 1197 nt
Organism: Eutrema salsugineum
Lineage: Eukaryota; Viridiplantae; Streptophyta; Magnoliopsida; Brassicales; Brassicaceae
Product: probable plastid-lipid-associated protein 1, chloroplastic
Exons: 3
Coding region: 33-989 (318 amino acids)
Source: RefSeq, a predicted model, not a curated record